Messenger RNA from Morchella sextelata, 891 nucleotides. RefSeq lists its product as uncharacterized. The transcript is spliced from 3 exons. Lineage: Eukaryota; Fungi; Ascomycota; Pezizomycetes; Pezizales; Morchellaceae. The record is from RefSeq and is a predicted model, not a curated record. Bases 1 to 891 code for a protein of 296 amino acids.
AUGGAAAAUCGCAGAGUCCUCAGGCACCUAUUGUUCCACCAGGAAGAAAUAGUCUUUUUGUUAAGCAACCUUCGUAUUCGAGCCGAAAAUCAAACAGAAGGCAGGAUGUACGCGAAAUUCAUCCAGCUCUUCCAUGAGACUGCAGAUGCUAUCAAUCAAGUUUCUGCGAGACGCCGUCACGAAGACCUGUCCGAGGACCAAGACAUGGGUGUUCCUGGAGACGGCAACGGUGAAGUUGCUCAACAGAUAUUUGGUCGUGGCCCUGAUUUUGGAGCCUUCGCGACUCCACAAGCCCCGCUGUUUCAACAAAUCCCGGCUCAAGAAGUUUAUCCAGAAGCUCGUUUGUUGCAGCCCCCCCCGGGAGAAUAUUUCGAAAGGCCUAGGCCUGCCCCUGCCCCUCCAGGCCGUCAGAGGGAUCCUAUCAUUGGGCCCUACUCGACUUCCGUGGUGAUUGAUCCUCCCCACUGGGGACAGCCAGCCCCGCAGCCAGAAGCUGCCGAUGAAGUUCUUAUUGACUUUAGUCAAGAUCAAGAAGUGGCCUUUGGAAUGUCCCAGGCAGAGGGUUAUUCCCCGGCUGCCCUGGACCUCAUGGAGUCUCCUCUAACUUCGGCGGCGACAAGCGCUCCGUCCGAAGCAUCUUCAUCGGAAUCUGGUGAUGUCCUCGUGACCCGUAUCCGCAGGGUUCAGAGGCGUGGGUACGAGAUUGACGAUGACGAACAUUGGGAGGACGUCCAGCACGUGGGCAGGAACGAGGGCGGAAGCGCCAACAUGGCUGGGGAUACUGUUAAUACAGCCAAUGACGUCGAUACCUCCUCCACCAGCGGUGGUGAGGAAGAAAUCGACUGGAACCGUAGACGUGCUUACACCAGCCCCAGCAGGCGCCUGUACUAG